Messenger RNA from Saimiri boliviensis boliviensis (Bolivian squirrel monkey), 4365 nucleotides. It is a transcript of the gene PRDM4, whose product is annotated as PR/SET domain 4. Gene Ontology annotation, biological process: transcription by RNA polymerase II; regulation of gene expression. Gene Ontology annotation, molecular function: DNA-binding transcription factor activity, RNA polymerase II-specific; histone methyltransferase binding. The record is from RefSeq and is a predicted model, not a curated record. Gene Ontology annotation, cellular component: nucleus. Lineage: Eukaryota; Metazoa; Chordata; Mammalia; Primates; Cebidae.
CUUCCGUGCGCACGCGCAGAGGGACCCGGGCUGGGAGAGGGGCGCGGCGGGGCGCGGGCGCCGCUUGCGGGUCGCGGCGGGGAGGGUUGCACGCACUGGGGCCUAGUGGCAGGCGCCGAGAGUGGCUGAAGAGCCGGAAACGCACCGCGGAGGGUGCGGCCCUGAGGAGGCGGCGGGCCGGGAAGGGCCGGGCCGGGCCGGGCGGGAAACGUUAGGGCAGCGGCCCCCGGGGUGAGGGGGCCGAGCGGACGGGCAGGGCCCCGAGGCGAACACUGCCCGGAUGAGGAACAAAGCGGUGGGGCAGGCGCGCGCGCCCCCAGCGCAGCUGGCAGGUUGGGCGGCCCCCCUCGCGAAGCUUCUGGACGGAAGGCCCCAGGUGUUCUUCGACAUGCUCCAACCCGUGGCGGGGUGCAGGGCCUCCGGCCCUUGGGAGAAAUUGGGAGGCCCUGGGCGGCCCCGGGGACGAUUGGCCACGUCGGUGCUGAGGUUGUGAGCAAGAUGCGGUAGUACGUGACCCUGGAACGCAAACCCUGAUGCCGGUUCCCCACCACCCGAGCGCUCCUUUCUCCGACAUUUGGCCCCAGGCGGAUGCAUCACAGGAUGAAUGAAAUGAACCUGAGCCCAGUGGGGAUGGAGCAGCUGACUUCAUCCUCUGUGAGCAAUGCCUUGCCAGUCUCAGGAAGUCACCUGGGAUUGGCUGCCUCACCCACUCACAGUGCCAUCCCUGCACCAGGCCUGCCAGUGGCAAUUCCAAACCUGGGUCCCUCCCUGAGCUCUCUGCCUUCUGCUUUGUCUCUAAUGCUCCCAAUGGGUAUUGGGGAUCGAGGGGUGAUGUGUGGGUUACCUGAAAGAAACUACACCCUACCUCCACCACCUUACCCUCACCUGGAGAGCAGUUAUUUCAGAACCAUUCUACCUGGCAUUUUAUCUUAUUUAGCUGACAGACCACCACCUCAGUACAUCCACCCCAACUCUAUAAAUGUUGAUGGUAAUACAGCAUUAUCUAUCACCAAUAACCCUUCAGCCCUAGAUCCCUAUCAGUCCAAUGGAAAUGUUGGAUUAGAACCAGGCAUUGUUUCAAUAGACUCUCGCUCUGUGAACACACAUGGUGCCCAAAGUCUUCAUUCCAGUGAUGGCCAUGAGGUGGCCUUGGACACAGCAAUCACUAUGGAGAAUGUUUCUAGGGUUACCAGCCCAAUUUCAACAGAUGGAAUGGCAGAAGAGCUGACAAUGGAUGGUGUUGCAGGCGAGCAUUCCCAAAUCCCAAAUGGCUCCAGAAGUCAUGAACCUCUGUCUGUGGAUUCUGUGAGCAACAACCUUGCAGCAGACACUGUAGGACAUGGUGGUGUGAUACCCAUUCAUGGGAAUGGCCUGGAGCUCCCUGUGGUCAUGGAGACAGACCACAUUGCAAAUCGGGUCAAUGGAAUGUCUGACAGUGCCCUCAGUGACUCCAUCCACACUGUGGCCAUGAGCACCAACUCUGUAAGCGUGGCACUCUCUACCUCACACAACCUUGCCUCCCUAGAAUCUGUUUCCCUCCAUGAAGUUGGCCUCAGCCUAGAACCGGUGGCUGUCUCCUCCAUCACCCAGGAGGUUGCUAUGGGGACAGGUCAUGUAGAUGUAUCUUCAGACAGUCUUUCUUUUGUACCACCUUCACUGCAAAUGGAAGACUCCAAUUCAAACAAGGAAAACAUGGCAACCUUGUUUACCAUUUGGUGCACUCUCUGUGACCGUGCCUAUCCCUCAGACUGCCCGGAACAUGGACCUGUGACUUUUGUUCCUGACACUCCAAUAGAGAGCAGAGCAAGACUUUCUCUCCCAAAGCAGCUUGUUCUUCGUCAGUCAAUUGUGGGAGCAGAAGUUGGUGUAUGGACUGGAGAAACCAUUCCUGUGCGAACUUGCUUUGGGCCUCUAAUUGGCCAGCAGAGUCACUCCAUGGAAGUAGCAGAAUGGACAGACAAGGCAGUUAACCAUAUCUGGAAGAUAUACCACAACGGUGUCCUAGAAUUCUGCAUCAUCACAACUGACGAAAAUGAAUGUAAUUGGAUGAUGUUUGUGCGCAGAGCCAGGAACCGGGAAGAGCAGAAUUUGGUGGCUUAUCCUCAUGAUGGAAAAAUCUUUUUCUGCACUUCACAAGAUAUCCCUCCUGAAAAUGAACUGCUUUUUUAUUACAGCCGAGAUUAUGCUCAGCAGAUUGGUGUUCCUGAACACCCAGAUGUGCACCUCUGUAACUGUGGCAAGGAAUGCAAUUCUUACACAGAGUUCAAAGCCCAUCUGACCAGCCACAUUCAUAACCAUCUUCCUACCCAGGGCCAUAGUGGCAGCCAUGGGCCAAGUCACAACAAAGAAAGGAAGUGGAAGUGCUCAAUGUGCCCCCAAGCUUUUAUCUCUCCUUCUAAACUUCAUGUCCACUUUAUGGGUCACAUGGGUAUGAAGCCCCACAAGUGUGAUUUCUGUAGCAAGGCUUUUAGUGAUCCCAGCAACCUGCGGACCCACCUCAAGAUACAUACAGGUCAGAAGAACUACAGGUGUACUUUGUGUGACAAGUCUUUCACCCAGAAGGCUCACCUGGAGUCCCACAUGGUUAUCCACACUGGGGAGAAGAAUCUCAAGUGUGAUUACUGUGACAAGUUGUUUAUGCGGCGGCAGGACCUCAAGCAGCAUGUGCUUAUCCACACUCAAGAACGCCAGAUCAAGUGUCCCAAGUGUGAUAAGCUGUUCUUGAGAACAAAUCACUUAAAGAAGCAUCUCAAUUCUCAUGAAGGAAAACGGGAUUAUGUCUGUGAAAAAUGUACAAAGGCUUAUCUAACCAAAUACCAUCUCACUCGCCACCUGAAAACCUGCAAAGGGCCCACCUCCAGUUCAUCAGCACCAGAGGAGGAAGAAGAGGAUGACUCAGAAGAGGAAGAUCUAGCAGACUCUGUAGGGACAGAAGACUGUAGGAUUAACAGUGCUGUAUAUUCAGCGGAUGAGUCUCUCUCUGCACAUAAAUAAAAGGAAAAGAAGCUAUUUUGGAUGAAAAUACAAAUGGAAAAAUACACAUAACCAAUUAUCUACUAUAAUGGUUUUUAUAUAAAAUAGUUCCUGCUAUAUUUUCAGCCAAUAGUCAGACAGACUGAAUGGGAAUGAAUAAAGCACUUAUGGAAGAGCAUCCUAUUGAAAACACUUUAAAACAGAUAAGGAAAAGAGAGCAUGUGGCCUGUUUUAAUGAUGGACUGGGAGGGAAGUGUCAACUUGAGAGGUCUGUUUUUUAUUUACAUGAUAAUCUGGGAGAUGCAUUUAUGCCUGAAUCAGAACUGCCUUCUGCUCAAACAAAUCAGAUUUAUUGUUUCACAUUCUUCCAUUAACCUAUUUCCCUUCUGGUCCUGUGACUUGGUAACAUUCUAAACUUUGUCCUUGCCCAUAGCUAUCCUGAUUACUGACUGUGUUCUAUGCAGACUCUUGUGACUUAUACUCACCACAGCAUGGAUUGGGAUACAGCGGCAUAGGUGUGAUACUUGACAGCUAGUAAGUUUAAAGUAGCACCUGCCUUAACUGCUAGCUGCUUGGGAUUUUAGGGUAGAUCUUGCUUUCCAGAGUUUCAGCAGAUGCCUAUAGGGCAGAUAAAAAAGCAGCAGUCAGUCAGUAGGCAAUAAUGGAGAGAAGAGGACAAGAGAUGCCAGGCCUCUGCCCAAGAAACUAGCUUUGAUGGAAGCCUGAGCAAGUCAUCUGAUUAUUGUUACGUAGAGAUCUUUGUAGGUUUAGGCAUGGCUCUCUGUCUCCAGUAAAGCUUCCAGCUAUUCAAACAAAGGGGCCUUGGAGGUAUAGAGAGCCCAAAUAAUGCCUGCUGGAUUGUCAAAUGAUAAGUACAUGUGGACUCACCUGAGAAGGGAAGGAAGGGAAUAAUCUUUUAUGUUUCGUUUACCUUAUGGAAAGUGUUAAGAUGCCAUUAAAACAUUGCCAACUCAAAACAACAAAUGACUACAAAUGCAUUAAAUGCAUGUGCAAAGUUAGGUCUUCCCAGUUGUCUCCAUGCUGAGGAACCUCAUCAGAGAAGCAUGGAAAAGGCCAAAGGAUUUGGAAGGUAAAGAAGGUUGAAUGGUCACCACAUGGGCCUGUUUUUAGGGUCCCAGCUUAGUUAAGUCACCUGUGCCCCCAGUCAUUGUGUCUUCAAUGCACAGCCAGCGUUUUUCAGAAGCAGACCCACCCUUAAGUUGACAGGGUUGAUGGAACAUGCUCUUCUGCUCAAGGCACAACCUCUGGGCUGGAGUAGAGGACUCUGGUGGGAAGGUUUUGCUGCUAAUGUAUUUAUGGAAUGAAUGUAUUUCAUUCAAGUCUGUAUUCCUCUAGGAAGGAUUGAAAUUAAAGCUUUUUUAAAAUACAGGA